Debaryomyces hansenii CBS767 is the source of this 468-nucleotide messenger RNA. RefSeq names its product translation elongation factor eIF-5A (gene ANB1). The coding region runs from base 1 to 468 and encodes 155 amino acids. The record is from RefSeq and is a predicted model, not a curated record. The transcript is spliced from 2 exons. Gene Ontology annotation, molecular function: RNA binding; translation elongation factor activity; ribosome binding. Gene Ontology annotation, biological process: positive regulation of translational termination; positive regulation of translational elongation. Lineage: Eukaryota; Fungi; Ascomycota; Pichiomycetes; Serinales; Debaryomycetaceae.
AUGGCUGACGAAGAACACACUUUUGAGACCGCUGACGCUGGUGCUGCUUUAACCUUCCCAAUUCAAUGUUCCGCUUUAAGAAAGAACGGACAUGUUGUUAUUAAGAGCAGACCAUGUAAGAUUGUUGAUAUGUCUACCUCUAAGACCGGUAAGCACGGUCACGCCAAGGUCCACUUGGUCGCCAUUGAUAUUUUCACUGGUAAGAAGUUAGAAGAUUUAUCUCCAUCUACCCACAAUAUGGAAGUCCCAAAUGUCGGUAGACGUGAAUUCCAAUUAUUAGACAUCGAUGAUGGUUUCUUAUCCUUGAUGACUAACGAUGGUGACACCAAGGACGAUGUUAAGGUUCCAGAAGGUGAAUUAGGUGACAAGAUCCAAUCUGAAUUCGACGAAGGUAAGGACUUAUUAGUCACCAUUGUCUCUGCUAUGGGUGAAGAAGCCGCUAUUUCUUUCAAGGAAGCCCCAAAAUAA